This is a messenger RNA of Hydractinia symbiolongicarpus, 800 nucleotides long. RefSeq lists its product as uncharacterized. The transcript is spliced from 3 exons. Bases 109 to 459 code for a protein of 116 amino acids. NCBI's taxonomy places the organism in Eukaryota, Metazoa, Cnidaria, Hydrozoa, Anthoathecata, Hydractiniidae. The record is from RefSeq and is a predicted model, not a curated record.
UUUUAAUCUAUGCCAAAGAUGAUGUACUACGCAAACAAAAUACUUUCAAGGGGCGGCUGAGAAGAGAAGUUGUGCUUUUUUCUGUACAGAGAGAAAUUCAUUGAGAAAAUGUUGAUGAAAUUAAUACUUUUCGUAGUCUCUUUACUGUGCUUUUUCCAGGCUAUUCAAGCACGUUGUUACAUGGACGACAGUGGAAACUACGUCUGCAUAGAUGAGAAUUGGUGGGAAAAACAAAACGAUGGUGUCAGAGCUGGUCUAGGUUUGGGUAUCAUCUUUGUGAUUAUUCUUCCAUGUAUACUGUGCUGCUACUGUUGUUGUUGUCGUCGGACUCAACACACAACAGUGGUAAUGGGAGGACAACCUGGUGGAGGUCCAUCGACCACUGUUAUCAACAAUACGAACAUGAUGCAACAGCAGACGGGCAUCCCGUAUGAAAGACAAGUGAAUUAUCCGAUGUGAAGAUGUUUUUAGAUUUUAUACUUGUAUCAAAAGUUUGUAGUUUAUAACGUGGGAAUAUUUUGUAAAAAUAUAGCCAAACUUUUUUUCAAAAAAUAUUUUUUUUUUUUAUUAAAAACACUUAUUUAAUCUCGAGUAAUUGUGUUCGUCAGAUAAAGUUGUGAAAGAAUUAACAAAUCGUGUUGAAAGUUAUUGUAAAGCGAUACGUUUAGAAAAAAGAAAAGAAGCUGUUUAAAGAUAACAUUAUUUUUGGUUUUAAUCAAAGGAGUUCAAGCUAAGUACGUUUUUAAUGUGUUCUUAACUUUUGACAAACUUUUAGCCUUGAUGUGAGAUGAUCGAUUUGA